Molecule: messenger RNA, 240 nt
Organism: Gloeophyllum trabeum ATCC 11539
Lineage: Eukaryota; Fungi; Basidiomycota; Agaricomycetes; Gloeophyllales; Gloeophyllaceae
Exons: 2
Biological process (GO): mRNA splicing, via spliceosome; spliceosomal tri-snRNP complex assembly
Cellular component (GO): catalytic step 2 spliceosome; U5 snRNP
Molecular function (GO): U1 snRNA binding; pre-mRNA intronic binding; U2 snRNA binding
Source: RefSeq, a predicted model, not a curated record
CGAGCGGUCCUGAUGAGCUUAGGCUCAACAACAUUUUCCAGAAUUGGGAAUAAGUGGAAAAUUGCGUUGAUCGGUCGGAUGACCUCCUAUCGCGAGGCAGUCAUCCCUGUGGAGAAUAUGCGGAAACUAGUCAAGAUCCGUUUGAACAGCAAGAUGCCAUCUCGUUCCUUGCCGGUCGUAUUCUACACGCUCAGCAUUCAGGGCAGUUCGGGUCCAUACAUUGCGUUCUUAUUCCUCUGA